This is a messenger RNA of Tetranychus urticae (two-spotted spider mite), 522 nucleotides long. RefSeq names its product gem-associated protein 6-like. The record is from RefSeq and is a predicted model, not a curated record. Gene Ontology annotation, biological process: spliceosomal snRNP assembly; spliceosomal complex assembly. Gene Ontology annotation, cellular component: nucleus; SMN complex. NCBI's taxonomy places the organism in Eukaryota, Metazoa, Arthropoda, Arachnida, Trombidiformes, Tetranychidae.
AUGGAAGUCAUUAAAGGCGAUAAACUAAGAGAAAGUGAGAAUAAUCUGAAGCUAUGUGGGAAAUUGGUUGGCAAAAGAGUUGUUAUAACCACUGAUGUUGGAUUUAAAUGUGCAGGAUUAGUGAAAGCAAUUGACCCUCUUUCUGGAACAAUAGUAUUGUUACAUUGUGAUGAAGCGGACCCUUCGAAAGUUACUGAUAUAAGAAUAAUAACUGGGCAUUCCAUUGAAGAGGUGAACAUUGAAGCUGAUCAAAAUUCAAAUCAAUUAGUUGCGGAUAUUUUGAAAGAAAAGGAAUUUGAUGAAAAUGAAUUACAAGAUCGUAAAGAAAAGCUUAUCGACUGGUUUAAAAAGAACCGUAUUCCAAUUGUGGAGAAAGAAAAUAAAGAUUUAGUUGUGGCUUCAGUAAUAACAAUAAAACCACCUUAUAGAAAAGAUGAUUGCAGUUCAAGUAAUGUUAUGGUAAUCCGGCGAAUACAAGAUCUUAUGAGCAAAAUGCCAAACUCUGAAUAUGUUACUGAAUGA